UGUGUCCUGUAUGUUCUUGUCUAGUCUCUCCUGUUUCUCCUAAUUAUUUAUUUACUGGUCUAUGCUCCCCAUUCAUGCCAUUCUCCUUAGAAAAGAAGAAGAGGAAUAAAACUAUUAUAAUGCUUGGUCUCUCUUCAACCAAGACAACAUUGAAUUGAAUCGAAAAUUGCCUUCGUCCAAGUUCCAUUUUCAAUAACAUUCAGCAACAGCCAACAACAUAGAUCAGUGAUUUCUGUUGAUUUACAUUAUCGAUUUUAUGCUCGCCACUUGUAAUGCUGCGAUUGUCCACUAGCCUCGCUCAGGGUUAUGACUAGGGAACUGUGAGGCAAGAGCUCAGGAUACGCACUCCUACCAGGCCUACAGGAAGGCUGAAAAUGCAAUAUUGUGUACCUACCUGCAGCAACACUCCGGACCGUGCAUCCACGGCUGACGGAAUGGUCAGACUCGAUGCGAUUACUUUUCACGGUUUACCCAGUGAAGAAUGUCUCCGUGCAGCUUGGCUAAGAUCUCUCGGCAAACAAGACACUCAGCUCCCCGACUCUGCUGCGGUCUGCAUGCAGCAUGUCAUAGAUGACAUAUAUGAAACAGAAAAUGGUUUCAGGGAAAUUGAAACUGGAGCCAUUCCUUCAAUAGUGCAGGUUUGCAUGUUAUGCCUGGAUACGGACAGUAGGCUAUUUCUAAUGAGUAAACACAAAUUGGAACAAGCGUAUGAACAAUUGACCGGAUAUUCUAUGUUCCAGUCGUGUGAUCAAGGAAAUCUGAGGCAGACACUUUGCGCACACUGCGCUCAGAGAUUGAUGAACUUCAGUAGAUUUAGAGACCAGACCUUGAAGGCCCGUUCACUGAUGCUGGACUUAGUUGAGAAGCAUAAAAUUAUUACAUUGCAACAUAUACAGUCGGUAAAACAUACAGAUUACCGACCGAAGAUCAAUUUAAUAUCAACAAUCCUAGGACCUGACCACUUCGACUUUCACGUAGAACAUCCUGAUGUAGAUACACCAACAGAAUUCGAGAAAGCUGUAGAAGUUAAAAAAGAAGUUUACUAUGAUACUGUGAUGGGUGAUGAAGGCAUAAAACUGUUGAAUGAAGAUGGCAAACAAGUUCACAAUAACAACGACGAGUUAAUUGGAACUAUUGAAAAAGAAGAAAUGGACAAAAAUCUUUGUGAAAGUGCCACCUUUGGAUGUACACUUUGCUUUGAGGAGUUUAAACAUGAACAUGAGUACAAUGAGCAUGCGAGCGGGAAUUUCCAGAGCGGAGGUGGUGAGGUCCAAUGCGAAACGAGCAAGCCUUGUACAGCAGCAAGCUCGCGCUGUGCCGCUUCAAACUCCUCGGAGCUCAAGUAUGCAGUUCAAAAUUCGGAUGAUGUCUCUCACACUUCCGCAGAGUUAGCUCAUAUUUCAGCUGGGGGACUCGCAGAACUUAAAGAUAACAAAAUAGAAAUGUUUUCAACUGCAAAAACGGAUACAAUAAUAAAGAGAGAAUUAGUACAUUCUAUUAAAGAUGGGGACAACAAAUCUGACACCAGCUUUAAAACAAACAUAAACAUCAAGGACGAUUUCAAAGGACUUAAGAAAUCGCCAAUAUAUAUUAGUUCUUGCGACAGUCGGUGUGAGAUUCCGGUGAUACGAAGCACGUGCGUUACACGAAACACUGUACAAAAUGCCAUGAAUUUACAAUUGAAUAAUUCUCAAGGUAGUUUACGCCCACGUACUGAGGCACAGGUGUACAUUUGUGCAGUUUGCAAUAAAACCUUCAUAAGUAAAAAUUCGUUGUCCAAACACAUAAAUAAUCACAAUAGACUAAAGCGGUACAGUUGUAAAUACUGUCCGUACAUAAGUAAAUUCAAGCAUCAUGCUGAUAUGCAUAUGCAAACUCACACCGGUGAAAAGCCUUAUUCGUGUGAUCUAUGCGAAUAUAAAUGUGCGCGGAGUAAUAAUUUGGCGAGGCAUAUGCGAACUCACACAACUAAAAAGAUUAGUUAUUGUAAGUUAUGCGAUUAUAAAAGCGACAGAAAUAGUGAUUUGGCAUUGCAAAUGCUGACUCACACCGGAAAAAUGCCAUAUUCUUGUAAUAUAUGCGAGUAUAAAAGCACAAAUAAUAAUAGCCUAGUGAUGCACAUGAGAACUCACACAGGCGAAAAGCCUUACUCUUGUAAGAUAUGCGACUAUAAGUUUUCACAAAACAGUCACCUGCAUCGUCAUAUGCUAACUCACUCUGGUGAAACGCCCUAUUCUUGCAACUUAUGCGAAUAUAAAUGCGCAUAUAACAUUAAUUUAUUGAAGCACAAGCGUACGCACAGUAGAGAUAAAAAUUACUUUUGUAAUGUAUGCGACUAUAAAUGUGCCAAAAAUAGUCACCUUGUGUUGCACAUGAGAACACACACUGGCGAAAAGCCAUAUUCUUGUGAGGUAUGCGAGUACAAAUUUGCUAGAAACAGUCAUCUGCGGCGACACAUGAUCACACAUUCUGGUGAAACUCCAUAUUCUUGUAAGUGGUGCGACUAUAAAUGCGCACAAAAAUGUUACUUAGUGUCGCACAUGCGAACUCACACUGGCGAAAAGCCUUAUUCUUGUAAAUUAUGCAAGUACAAAUGUGCACAUAAUACUGCACUAAUAAAGCACAUGAAAACACACACCGGUGAGAAACCGUUCUCGUGUAAAUUUUGCGAUUACAGAUCUGCACAGAACAGUGCACUGGUGAUGCACAUGAGAACUCACACUGGCGAGAAGCCGUAUUCUUGUAGGCUAUGCGAGUAUAAAUGCGCACGUAAAGGCUCCCUAGUAUUCCACAUGAGAACUCACACCGGCGAGAAGCCAUUCUCUUGUGAGCUAUGUGAUUACAAAUGUAAAGCCAAAUACGGAAUUAUAUGUCACAUGCGAGUACACACCGGUGAGAAGCCUAUAUCUUGCGAGCUGUGCCAGUUCAAAUGCGUCCGAAACAGUAGCUUAGUGAAGCACAUGAGAACUCACACUGGUGAGAAGCCAUUUGCUUGUUCCUUCUGCGAUUUCAAAUGCGCACUAAAAAGUUACCUAGUGAUUCACAUGCGAAUACAUACCGGCGAAAAACCAUUUUCGUGUACGCUGUGCGAUUACAAAUGUAUACGUAACUCUCAACUGACGAGUCACAUGCGAAUCCACACGGGUGAAAAGCCGUACUCUUGUAAGUUAUGCGACUUCAAAUCCGCCGAAAGUAGUGUCCUGGUGACGCACAUGGCAACGCACACCGGCGUAAAGCCGUUUGCGUGCAACUCGUGCGACUAUAAAUGUGUUAAAAAAAGUUAUUUAGUGCGGCACAUGGUCAUCCACUCGGGCGAAAAGCCUUAUUCGUGCAAUUUAUGCGAUUACAAAUGUGCACUGAAAGGUAAUUUGGGGCUGCACAUGGCGACGCACAGUGGUGAGAAACCGUAUUCGUGUAAGUUGUGCGAGUACAAAUGUUCGUGUAAAGGCAGCUUAGUGAAGCACAUGAAAACGCACUCCGGCGACAAGCCUUUCUCUUGUGCGUUGUGCAAGUUCAAAUGCGUGCAGAACAGCGAUUUAGUGAAGCACAUGAGGACACACACCGGUGAAAAGCCUUUCCCUUGCGACGUGUGCGAGUAUAAAUGCUCGAACAAGGCUUAUUUGAUGAAGCACAUGACAAUUCACACCGGUGUCAAACCGUUCUCUUGUAAGCGAUGCGAAUAUAAAACUGCGCAUAAAAGUAAGCUAGUGUGUCACAUGAGAACUCACAAGGAUUAAAAUUAAAAAAUAAUGUUUUUUUUUUAUUUGAAUAUUUAA
This is a messenger RNA of Pararge aegeria (speckled wood butterfly), 3776 nucleotides long. Its product is annotated as zinc finger protein 271-like. The transcript has 9 exons. Bases 375 to 3737 code for a protein of 1120 amino acids. Gene Ontology annotation, molecular function: zinc ion binding. The record is from RefSeq and is a predicted model, not a curated record. NCBI's taxonomy places the organism in Eukaryota, Metazoa, Arthropoda, Insecta, Lepidoptera, Nymphalidae. Gene Ontology annotation, cellular component: nucleus.